This is a messenger RNA of Leguminivora glycinivorella, 1092 nucleotides long. RefSeq lists its product as uncharacterized. The record is from RefSeq and is a predicted model, not a curated record. The coding region runs from base 143 to 805 and encodes 220 amino acids. Lineage: Eukaryota; Metazoa; Arthropoda; Insecta; Lepidoptera; Tortricidae. The transcript is spliced from 4 exons.
CGAACCGACGCUACGCCACCGAACGACUUCUCGUCGCAACUUAGCUUUGUGUUAAAAUAAUCUAUUACGCUGGUAUUAAACGUGUUUUGUGCGAAUUCCAAGAAUCCUAUAUUACUCAUUUUGAAUUGGUUACAUUACAAAAAUGUCUAACGAGACCAACGAACAGACGUGUCAACUAUUGAACAAUGAAAUAAAAGCGUUACAAUCACAAUGCAAAGAGUUAUGUUACAUUAUAGACAACAAGGAACCUCUGGACAUAAGGACAAUCAAUUCCCACAAUGUUAACGAAAAGAUGUUGUGUAGCAUUGAAAGUCUGGCUAAGCACAUCCAGAACGAAGAAACGCCAAUUAUUACUGAUAGUAAUGUGAACACUAGCACAUUUUUGACUGAACUUAAAGACAAAAUAGUACAAGUGGAAGAGCUUACAGCAUUUACUGCUGGCGCAGUCCAAGACGUUUACAAUGAAAAUAACAGAUUGAAAGCAAGUAUCAAGAUAGUCCAAGAAGCCAAGUCGCGGCCAUGGGCAGGAAGGCGCGCCGUGCAGCCCGACCAUCUGCAGCACGCCAAGCAACGCUUCCGCACCAUGAAGACAGAGCUGCAUGGUCUCAUACAUUCACUCUUCCCUGGGGCUUCUGAUGCCAUUAUGGGAGUUUUAGCAGAACUGAUGAAAGAAAAAAUGGAUCAGACUUCCAGUGGCUACAUCCAGGUGACUCCAGAGAACUAUCAUCUGAUGGAAUUGCUUAAAGACAAGAACAUUACAUCUGCCAACCCAUACAACAAAAUGGAGGUCAAAUUAGCUUUUUAGACUUUUGAGUAUAGGUAGAUUAUAUUCUUGAUUUCAUGAUUAUGACAAGGGUUCCCAAACAUAUUUACAGCUGGGUUAUUUCACCCUUUUGCUGACAAUAUGUCGGCAGGCAUAGGACUGUCAGUGAUUAUAUGAAGGCACUUGCCCUAUGUGUAGGGUAGGGACUAAUUGACUGACUUAUAUAAUAUUGUGUUACUUAUUUAGUUAUUAAACAAACUACAAUUGUCUCAUAGUUAUAUACUCUGAAUAAUGUUUUAUUAUAACAGUAAUAAAAGGCCUCGAAAGCA